AUGGCCUGCAACAGCACAGAUCUGACGUCUCUCCAUAUAGGUGACGACACCGUCGAGCGUACGGACAACUUCAGGUACCUCGGAUCUGUGCUUGAUGCGUCCGGGAACAUCGAUCGCAACAUCAAGGCCCGUAUAUCAGCGGCCUGGGCGAAAUGGCGCGAGGUGACGGGUGUCAUUUGUGACCCCAAAAUGCCGGUCAAGCUGAAGGGACAGGCAACCAAAACAUGA
Parnassius apollo (apollo) is the source of this 228-nucleotide messenger RNA. The record is from the annotation of a GenBank genome assembly. NCBI's taxonomy places the organism in Eukaryota, Metazoa, Arthropoda, Insecta, Lepidoptera, Papilionidae.